Molecule: messenger RNA, 549 nt
Organism: Fusarium mangiferae
Lineage: Eukaryota; Fungi; Ascomycota; Sordariomycetes; Hypocreales; Nectriaceae
Exons: 3
Coding region: 1-549 (182 amino acids)
Source: RefSeq, a predicted model, not a curated record
AUGGCUACUGUUGCCCAAUCCGACGUUGUGAGCUACGACACCUUCGAGAAGCUCGUAGCCUCUCAGAAUGGCGGUCCGCUACCUUCAGACCUCGAGAGCUUUUACAAGUACAUCAUCGCCCAACCCGAAGGUCCGUCAGACUUGGCUUCGUUGGCUGCCACCACCGCUACUCAGGCAGACACUACUAUCAAGACUGCUGCUCUUGCGUCUCCUGAUGUAAAGGCAUCAGGGUUCAGUAACCAGACCUCAGCGAAUGGUAGUGUCAUCAACCUUUGGGUUUACCAGCGUGUCUACAUCAACGCUCUUGGUAAAUCAUGCACCAUCGACAUGGGUGGUGUUACUCCGGGCUUCCCUGGCGGCGCAACCUUCGGCACAUUGUUCUAUGAUAAUGCAAGUGACCUCAGUGGUGGUUGUGAUGUUGUUUUCACGGGAUUUGGGCCAUACUACGCCCUGUACUUCCGCAGGGAUGGUAACCUGUUUGCUACCUACCAGUCAGGAAAUGUCGGGUGGGCCACUGGUGUUGCAGGUGGUACAGGCAACUGGGCCUAA